GGCCGUUAAUGUAAUGAAUGAUGUAUCUGCAGCUCUUGCCUAUGAUGUCCUCCAUGACCCAGAAUACAGGAAACAAUGGGACAAACACAUGAUAGAAGGAAAGGAGAUCUGUAUGCUUAAUCCAAACAAUGACAUCAGUUAUUAUUCAUUGAAAUGUCCAUCACCAAUGAGGAAUAGGGAUUUUGUGACCCAAAGAACGUGGUUAGAGACUGACCGAGAAUAUAUCAUCUUCAACCAUUCAGUAUUCCAUAAGGACCUACCUCCAAGGAAAGGUUUAAUUCGAGGUGAAUCAAUACUGACAGGUUACCUGGUGAGACCAAGAGGAAAGAAUAGCUGUGAACUAUACUACGUCACACAAUCAGACCCUAAAGGAUCAGUACCUAAAUGGGCAGUGAACAAAGUGGCACAGAUCGUAGCUCCAUCGGUGAUGAAGACAUUACGUAAGGCAUGUCUAGGCUACCAGAAAUGGAAGAGCUCCCACAAUCCUAGCUUCAAACCUUGGUUAUACCCUGAGCAGGCCAUGGCGUACCUGCCCCGCCUUGACAUGAACGACAUCCUAGCCAAGCAAGAGUACCUGUCGGACGACUCCCUUGAUGAGACCGGAAUGAAGGAGGAAGACUUCAACGAUAGUAAUCUCAUGGCAGAAGACAAGGAGGUUUUAUGAGGAGAAUCUGUGGCUGUUGCCAUGGCGAUGUGAUGGAGACGUCCAUGUUGUGUCUGGAGAUAUUUCAACCAGUUUCGUACUAUGAUUUUAUUAAGCUAACUUACACAAAUUAAGUGGGGACAUACUGUACAUAGUGUUAAGCCUGAAUAUUGAUAUCUUUUUUUAUAUGGGCAAAAGGAUUAACAAUUCAGUGCUUAGAAAAAAAGAUGUAAUAAUUCAUAAGAGAAGACAGUAUGAUACCAUGUUGUACUUAGAAGUGCAUAGUCCUUGAAUAUAUUCUACAUUUAGUACAGUAAAACUUGUCAAAUCAAAGCUGUAUUUACUUAUGAAACAGCUUUGAAUUUACAAUUUUUACUUACAGUACUUCACGAAAUUAAAAAGACCAGGGCCAUAUCUCGUCCUGGGAAUAGCUCUGACUAGGCAAAGUUUAAAGUAACAUGAGAUGAACUCAGUCAAAGAUAGCUUUUGGUAGGCACCUUUUCAGGUCUAAGCCUCAUCUUUCAGUGGGAAUCCUGCCUAGUACCUUUACCUCACUUAUCCUCACAUAUCAGCAUAGAGAUAACAGUUGGAAAAAUGGGAAAGACACUAUGAAACACACUGAGGGAUUCAAAAAAUGUUGCUUUGUUCAUGUGCCUUAGUUGAUGGAAUGCAUCAUUUUCUCCUUCCCUCAUCAAUGGAUAAUGAUAGAUAUCCCUCCAUGGCUAUACUUCUUAAUACAUACAUUAAAGUUGAGAGAGACGGGAAAUAAGUUCCUGAUUGGCAGGGUUAGAAAUGCACGCUGGACUAUGCCAAAUCCUGUCUUCCAUUAAGGAAUAAUGAAUAAUUAAUCCCAAAGAGCUAAUUUUCAUGACUCCUCUUCAAUGCGGUAUGUUCUGCAGGCAAUGUAGGUAAUUACAAUUGAUUAAUAGACUAAUUACUGGUUACUUUACUUCAAAUGAAUUGUGUUCAGCUUGUGAGAAAAAAAAAAGUUUUCUGUUUAUCUCAUUCCGUAGGAACUCGGCAGGACAGCAUUUUUGCUGGUAAACGCCAAGGUGGUAUAUAACCAAUUACUGAGGAAACAUUUUACGUCUAGGUUAAUCGGUCAUAGUGGCUGACCUUCUAGACUACAGAUAUUACUCUCGGGCCUUUUUAUCAAAGUGGAGACAGUGGCAGAUUAGGGAUUCGAACUCACAACCUUGCGAUUAUGAGUCCAAUGCUCUAACCACUGGACCACACGACCCGUUUUGAUUUGUAAUCGUUUACAACUUUCCCCCAUUCUUAAAAUGUGUAUCACCAUUGUCCAAUUAUAACAAGCAUAAAAUAUGAAUAUGUAAAGUCAUUUGCAAAUAUGAAAUCAGUGUCUAAAAAUUGCUUGUUGCUGCAGCUUACAUUUGUUUCAGUGAAUAAAAUUCUGAAAACAAGUGGCAAUAAGAGAAUUUGAUGAUACACUGAAUGGCUAUCAUUUUAAGAGGGUAUUGGACAAGGAUGGGUUUCACCUUGACCUUGGCUUCAGUCAGAGAAAGUGUAUAAAUCCUAAUUUAGAACUUUGAACUCCCGACCUUGAUAUCCCAUGUAUUGGACCAAGUGAUUGUAUUACAUAACAGCCAUUAUACCAAAAUGAUGAAAAAUGUUUUCAUUGUAUGGCAUCAGUGGAGUUAGGCAAUCGUGAAAUUCAACCAUGGCCUUGUCAUGAAUAAGUGAUACAAUACUGAAUAUUAUUAAAUUUAUCCUAACUGUAAUUUAGGGAAAACCAUGUGCAGAAUGAAAAUAAGAUCAAUAUGUUAUGUUUCAGGGACCAAAUGAUUUUAGACCAAGUGUCUCCAACUUCAAUACUGAAUUACCAAUGGUGGAUUUUAUUUUUACUAGAUUAUAUUUAUAAAUUAUGUUUGAUAAAGAUUUCAUGCCUUAUGUCUAAUUUAGCAGGAAUAUUGCGGAAAAAGUCCAAUAAUCAAUGGGCCUAAUUUCACAGUCGUUGGUAUUUUUAAGAUAUAAAUUAAUCCACUGUUUAUGACGGCAAAUUGAUUUACUGAGAAAAAAAAAUGGAUCAUAGCAAUAAUUAUGUAUUUGGCACACUGCAAAAAGCUUGCAUUCAAUAUCGGACCUUUUCUUUCUACAUUUAUGUAAGCUUAAAGAAUAAAGUGUAACUUAAGCAUGAAAUUUGUAUAAACCAUUAUUAAAACUAUAGAUUAAAACCAGGGAUUCAAAACCACCUUUGUGAAUUUGGGCCUGGCAUUUUAUGCGGGAAUCUAGUAUCGACCAGACAGGUUCAUUUUGAAUUCAAUGUGAGUUUAAAUGCCCUUAAAAUUCAUAUUUAAUAUUCUCAUCAGCUUAACCAAUCUUUAUCUUAUUAUCUCUAGGGUGUCACAGCAUUAAAUGCCCAAGGCUGCUCAUGUUAUAUUCAAAUCAUGCAAUCAACAUUCAGCAAUAAAACAUUGUCAUUUUGAUUCCAUUCCAGUAUUCUUAAUGUCAGCCCUAAUCUCCUGUAAGCUUCCACCAAACUUAACUUGUACUUUCAACCAAGAACAAAGUUAUAUUUUUUAAAUCCCCAUUGAUUAUGUACAAGUAGACCUAGCAGUAUUAGUAGUACAAUACUGUACAAUACAUUGGGUUAAAAGACAAUAUUCUAUUAUUAGUCACAUUCUUACAAGGCCAUAUUCUAGUAUGAUUUAUAUUUCCUGACAUUUAAAGAAAACUUAAUGUAACUAAGUUGGUGUGAUAUUAUAAUGUUAUAUUAGGUUCCUGAUCAAAUACAGUAUUGUUUUAUUCUGUUUACAGUAGCAUAAGAUUGAAGCAAACCAAUGCAAUCAUUGUGGUUUAAAAAUAAAUUACUGUGCAAUGUAACAUGCUUUAUUUCAAAUCAUGAUUUAUUUGCAGUUUAUGCAAUUUCAGACCAAACAACUUCAACUAAAAGUUUAAAAGAAAAUCAUUCCUUUUCCAAGAAGAUAAAUCCUGUACAAGGUUGUGAGUCAUUUGUAUACUGUGUGGUAUAUUUUUCAUGAAACAAUUUAAGACUUUAAACAAAUUAUAUAAUCUCAUCAGGCCUCGUAAUACUAUGUUUAUUCCAUUUUCUAUUGUGUAACUAACUGAAUUCAAAGUAUACUGUUUUAGAUAUCAAUGAAAUACACAACUUUAAUAUGUAUUCAUUCCAUUUGCUACUUACGAGUAUGUAACAACAAAAACAUAAUUUUGAUGUUAUGAUGUUUUAAACAUUAAGUUUAACCAAUUUUUUAUAUUCUUAUUCUUUUUUAUUAUAAUAUCAAUUCUUUUCAAAACCUUCCAGAUUUCAUUCUGUUUCCUCUUUCUCUCUCUUUCCUGGAAGAAGAGUUUAUGGUAAACUUCAAUGAGAUACAUUCCAAUCCAAGCGAUGCAGUCUGGCUGCAGGUUUUUAGUGCAUCCGAUGUUCCUAGUUGCUACCGGCUGCAGCUCUCGUAAAGAAUUUGUUUUAUCCCCAGAUGCUGUACAAAUACUUGAAUGAAGUCCAUGAAAUUUAAUAUGGAUGGACAUCUGAUACAGCAUCCCCCCCCCCCCCCGCCCCUCAACUCAUCAUCCAUUCCUUUAAUUCCUUUUAUCCUCCAAAUUAGAAUGUGAGGGCCAACUGAUAUAUCUCCUCAGAAUCAAGUCUUCCUCUAAAGGAUUAAUUGUAGAGAUGUUACAUGUUACAAUUAGUAUUUGUACUUACAUGCUGCUGCUAUGUUUGGCAACCUAUGUCUUAGAGUAGCCCAGAUUUUCUUUAAUAUGAAUGCUCGAUCUAUUAAGACUAGGCUUCAUUGACAAAUUGAAGUUACAGAUGCAUUUAUAUACUGGGUAGCCUCGGUGUACAAAAGAGCCAACUACUAGUAGAUGUCUAAGACCAGCUUGCAAAUCUUCCCCAGUCUGUGACCUUUUUUCACACAUAUUGACCAAUGAUUAAAACAAACAAUGUCAUCAAUAGUCUGCUAUAGUUGUACAUGUAUUUCAUUCUCAGUGAUUGUAGUAAGUAACUUUGUACAAAUCUUCAAAUAAACUUCAAUAAAUUGAUUUUAUUUUCUGCUACAAGGAGGUAAUCAUCACAUCAGUCAGUUGCGAAUUUGCAAUCAAUUGUAAGAUUUAUGAUUUGCUUGCAAAUGAUAGAAAGUUAAAUGCAAUGCCUUAUUGAUCUUUGUUAAAUAGCCCUGAGAAUGAUAUAAUGUAAAUAUUAACAUGAUUAUACUUUCUAACUCAAACUCUAUUUUAUUUUUGUUGUACAUGUAUUAAUUUUGUCAGUUUUAUACUUGUCUUUUAUUUCAUGUUGAUAUCUUUGCUUGAUUUGUAAUGAUACCAAAGGCCACCACUAAUCUUACAAGUAGUCUAUGAUCCUAGUUGGGAACAAAUUGCAUUUUUAUAUUUUAUGAAAAUACAAAAAGAGAAAAAUUUCUUACAUGAGGUUUAGAAUAACAAUAAGAAUACAGAUAUUGAAAUUUGGGGUUAUUUCAACCUUUAGUGUAAAACAUAGUUUAAAUUGUUUUCAGAUUGUAGCUGGUUGACGAUUACUGUGGCAUCAUUAUAAUUUAGAAAUUGAAUUUGCCUUUCAUGAUGAGGACUGCAAUAGUCGUGAAUUUGAAGUUCAGUAUUCGUAUAAUACUUUGGACAGAAAGAUUUUUUAUGUUCCAAUGUUUACAUCAAUAUAACAUUCCCAUAAUUAUUUGGUAGAAAACCAAUUGUAAGGUGUGUGGUGGCUUUAAUUUGUACAUAUUAUAUUUGAAUAUUGUAAUUUGCUUCUACACAUCAUUAUUUAACAUACAACUGUCAAACUCUCAUUGCACAAUACUGAAUCAAUGCAAUGACUGUUAUUUUGUUUUUAGUGAUUC
Messenger RNA from Lytechinus pictus (painted urchin), 5469 nucleotides. RefSeq names its product START domain-containing protein 10-like. The transcript has 5 exons. NCBI's taxonomy places the organism in Eukaryota, Metazoa, Echinodermata, Echinoidea, Temnopleuroida, Toxopneustidae. The coding region runs from base 14 to 664 and encodes 216 amino acids. The record is from RefSeq and is a predicted model, not a curated record. Gene Ontology annotation, molecular function: lipid binding.